AAAAAAACAAACCACACCGUCCCACUAAGAGGGUUAAAGGGUAAAAUUACAUGUAUCACGUAAUAAUAAUUUUGACGAAAAGAUAUCACGUAAUUAAAUAUGACGUGGCAUCAUCGCGUCUAGUCACACCUUUUCUUCUUUGGACUCUUCAGCUUCGUCUAUCUCUGUGCACCUAUAUAAUCAACCAAUCUGGCUUUACCGUAAACAGAAGAAAAAUUAUUACUAUAGUCGCCGGAGAAAUGAAUAUUCCGGUUACUUUGACCUCUGUGACCGUUCAUAGUAUCGCUGUUUCGGACACUCGCCAUGUGUUCCGUGAAACUCGUCGCUGUUAAGAAACUCCGUUUCCGUCUCUUAGAUUUAUUUUUUUCCUUCUCUUUGCUUCGUUUCGCCUUCUAGAAAAUUUUGAAUUAAACAGUUUCCCUAAGCUUUGAUUCGUUUCCGAUGAAGAUCCAACCGACUGAAACAGAUAUUCCGGCGAGUAGAGACUCGGCUAAACCAGUGCUCAAGUCUCGCCUCAAGCGUCUCUUAGAUCGACCGUUUACAAAUGUUCUGAGAAGCUCAAACUCAGAUAAACCACUCAUCGAAGCUCAACACGGUCGAGAGCGAGAUGGAGUCGUCUCCGAGUUCGAGCCGAGCUCCGUCGUUUUAGCGAAGAUGGUUCAGAACUACAUGGAGGAGAGCAACGAGAGGCAAGCUAAAAACGGACGCAAUCGCUGCAAUUGUUUCAACGGGAACAACGACGAUAGCUCCGACGAUGAAUUCGAUUUGUUCGGUUGCUCCGUCGAGUCUUUCAACGACGCUUAUGACCAUUUCAAGAGCUUGAUACCAUGCGCGAGCGUCAUGGAGAGGAAUCUAUCAGCUGAUGCCGCGAAGAUUCUGGAGAAGAACAAAUCAGUCAAACGAAAAGAUGAUCUGAGGAAGCUUGUCGUUGAUGGACUCUCAGCUCUUGGUUAUGAUUCCUCAAUCUGUAAAUCGAAAUGGGAUAAAACUCGCUCUAUACCGGCCGGCGAGUACGAGUUCAUCGACGUGAUUGUAAACGGUGAAAGGCUUCUGAUUGAUGUGGAUUUUCGAUCGGAGUUCGAUAUCGCACGGCAGACGAAUGCAUACAAGGCGUUGCUUCAGUCUCUACCGUUCGUUUUCGUCGGGAAGUCUGACCGGAUCAGUCAGAUCGUUUCGAUGGUUUCAGAGGCGGCGAGGCAGAGCUUGAAGAAGAAAGGUAUGCAUUUUCCACCGUGGAGGAAAGCUGAUUACAUGCGAGCUAAGUGGCUGUCUUCGUACACACGAAACUCCGGCGAUAACGCCCCGGAGCCGAUGGUUUCGUCCGCCUUCGUCGCUGAAACGGGGAUAGACUGUUCGGAGAUUGAGCUGAGUUUCGAGGAGAAAUUUUUGGCGUCGGUGAAUUCUCCUUCCUCUCCUCUUAAGUCGGUUGCCGGAAGUGAUGACGUGGCAGAGGCGGUGGAGAGAGAAGCCAAGGUCGUCACGGGAUUAGCUUCACUGUUCAAGGAGAAUCCCUAGAAAAGAUUUUGAAUUUUUCUAAUUUUCCUAAUUUCCUAGUUAAGAAA
Brassica oleracea var. oleracea is the source of this 1562-nucleotide messenger RNA. RefSeq lists its product as uncharacterized. Bases 442 to 1515 code for a protein of 357 amino acids. Lineage: Eukaryota; Viridiplantae; Streptophyta; Magnoliopsida; Brassicales; Brassicaceae. The record is from RefSeq and is a predicted model, not a curated record. The transcript has 3 exons.